This is a messenger RNA of Syngnathoides biaculeatus (alligator pipefish), 1878 nucleotides long. RefSeq names its product polypeptide N-acetylgalactosaminyltransferase 17-like. The transcript is spliced from 11 exons. The coding region runs from base 1 to 1878 and encodes 625 amino acids. Gene Ontology annotation, cellular component: Golgi apparatus. The record is from RefSeq and is a predicted model, not a curated record. Lineage: Eukaryota; Metazoa; Chordata; Actinopteri; Syngnathiformes; Syngnathidae.
AUGGUUCUCAUGGGGAAGAAAAAGAAGGUCCUGCUCUUGCUCAAUGUGCUCGCGCUGGUGGGAAUCUUCAUGUUAUUCAUCGACAGAAACGGGGCCCGAUUCGGGGAUCUGUUCGCCAUUUGGGACGCUACGGUUGUGGAUUAUCCUCGGGCAGAGAUGGAGAGCCCGGAGACGGAACUCGAGAUAGAGCCCGAGAUAAAGCAAGAGUCAGAACCGGAAGCAGAGAUGCCGGAGAAGACCAACGGCAACGUGGAGGACAUUCUGAGGGAGAGGCUUAAUUACUUGGAGGAGAUCGUGUACGGACACCUGAAUGGUCUUUCUAAACCUCUGGGCCUGGUUGAGGGCUUCGGGGCUAAAGGCGCGGACGGCGUUCCCUUCACGCUCUCCGUAGAAGAGGCGACUAAAGCUGGACCUCUGAAGCAAAAGUAUGGUUACGAUGCUUUCAUGAGCGACAAGAUCUCACUGGACAGAAACAUCCCAGACUACAGACCCAGCAAAUGCAAGGAGUACACCUACCCGGCGGAUCUCCCCCAGAUCGCCCUGAUCUUCAUCUUCGUCAACGAGGCGCUGUCCGUCAUCCUGCGCUCCAUCCACUCGGCCGUCAAUCACACGCCGGCGCACCUGCUCAAGGAAAUCAUCCUGGUGGACGACCACAGCGACCAGGAGCAACUGAAAGGACCUCUGGAGGACUACGUGAAUAAGCGCUACCCCGGUCUGGUGAAGAUCAUCAGGAACUCCAAGAGGGAGGGUCUGAUCCGGGCCAGGAUCGAAGGCUGGAAGGCGGCCACCGCCGAGGUGACGGGAUUCUUCGACGCCCACGUGGAGUUCACGCCCUUCUGGGCCGAGCCGGUUCUGAGCCGGAUCAAGGAGGACCGCACCAGGAUCAUCCUGCCGUCCAUCGACAACAUCAAGUACGACACCUUCGAGGUGGUCUCCUACGGGCAGCCGGCCCACGGCUACGACUGGCAGCUGUGGUGUAAAUACAUCAGCCCCAACGCUGCGUGGAAAGCCCUGAACGACGAAUCUCUCCCCAUCAGGAGUCCCGCCAUGAUAGGCUGCUCCUUCGUGGUCCACCGGCUCUACUUUGGCGAGCUGGGCCUGUUCGACCCGGAAAUGGAAGUCUACGGGGGAGAGAAUGUGGAACUGGGAAUCAGGGUGUGGUCGUGCGGGGGCAGCAUGGAAAUGCUGCCGUGCUCCCGCGUGGCUCACAUCCAGCGCUUCAAGAAACCUUACCUGGAGGACUCCUUGGCCACCCUCAUGCGGCGCAACGGCCUUCGCGUGGCCGAGGUCUGGUUCGACGAAUACAAGCCCAACUUCUACAUGGCCUGGAACAUCCCCAUGAAGAACCACAGCAUCGACUACGGGAACGUCACUGAGAGGGUGGAGCUCAGAAAGCGACUGCAGUGUAAGAACUUCAAGUGGUACUUGGAGAACGUUUACCCUGAAAUGAGGACGCACCAAGACACACUCAUCUAUGGCGUGAUGUACAACUUCAACCUCAAGAAAAUGUGUUUGGACCAGGGAGAGAGGAUCUACCACACCCCCAUCCUAUUCCACUGCCACGGCUUGAAUCCUCAGUUGGUGCGCUACACCUCAAGCAAACAGCUGUUCGUGGGCACGUUGGGCAGUAGCUCCCAGGAGACCCGCUGCUUGGUGGACAUCCCGUCCGAGACACGACCGCAGCUCCUCGACUGCAACACCGUAAGCAACAUCCGGCAGACCAAGUGGAAAUUCAUUCAGGGCGACGCGGUCCAAAACAUAGCCACGGGGCGCUGCAUGGAGGUGGUGAAGUCGGAACCCAAUAAAGACAACAAGCUGGUCAUGCGGCGCUGCUCGGGCCAGAGGUGGAACUUGACCAUUCCCGCUCUACGUUCCUGA